UUUAAUUAGAUCUAGUUAAAUUAAAUUAGAUAGAUCUAUCUAUUAAAAAAAAUUGAAUUACAUAGACUAUAAUCCAGGGGUGGGCAAAUUACGUCCCGUGGGCCACAUGCAGCCCGCUGAAGUGUUUUAUGCGGCCCGCUAAUACCUACAGAAAUCAUGUGUACCCUCAGUUAGGUACUUCAACAGACGCUAUUCUCACGCGCCACGAGACUGCGUGAGAAUUGGUCCUCCAUAUUCGGGCGAGUAUCGUCGUUAUCGCCGGUAAACUAAUUAAAGCGUAAUUUUUUAUUUAGUAAUCGAUACUAAUUGGGUGUCAUCUGAAUCAGAAAGAAAAGCCGAUUAUUUUGAUACCAACUUUACCCGCGUGGUUUUGUUCGUUCUUUUUCUUGGACCUGUUGAAAAUAAGCUCUUUGCCUUUGGAAAUGACUUCAUCACCUGAUUUGGAUAGCUUCAUUUCUACUUUUGCCAAUGAUGCUGAAAAGGGAACUGUCAGGAAUGGGUAUGCCCUUUUUUUGUACCGACGGAAUGAGUCCGAUUUGAAAGUAACUGCUACACAGAUUGAUCAACUUUUGCAGAAGAGGGAUAGCAGUUACACAUCAAAGCAGCUGACAGUAUUGCAGAAUCUCAAGUAUAUGAUGAAUCAGAUAAAUUCCUGGAAAAGGCGGUUGAGCUCCAACUGGAUGCGGAUUCAAGACCUUUUGGAACGUCCUGUGCAAGUGCCAAGAUCAAGAAAGAAGCAGAUGCCCUCAACCAGUUUGGCUGAAACAGAAGAUGUGCUGGAAGAUGUAGACCAUGCUCAAGAGAUCUCGACUCCUGUUCAGAAGCUACGGAACGAUUGUGAACGAUGUGAGACAACAAGGCAAGAAUGGAUAGAUAAGUAUAAUGUACUGGAUAGUAAGUUGAAGAAGAUGAGGGUAAGUUUCAAAUCUCUUUCUGGACUUUAUAAAGUUAAGCUUGUAAAUAGAAUGAAAAACAGGAAAAAUGAGGUGAUACGGAAAUUGAGGCAAGAAAAUCAAAGAUUGAAAGUAGAACUAAGAGUGGCCAAAAAGUUUAAACCUAAAACAUCUGUUGUAAAUAAAUCUUAUUAUAAAGAAAAACUUGUAUUGUCUAGGAAGGAGUUGAAAAAUGUUAAGGAUAAAGUGAACAGAAUGGUGGCUAAGCUAAGACAGUUAGAGGAACAAAGAAAAGAUUUUGAGUUGGAUACCACCAGACUAGAGCAUGUAGAAAAAGAUGUUGAGUGCCUAAAAAAGCCUAAAAUGUUUGACCCUUCCACUAGGAAAUGCAUAUAUAGCUGUAUUUUGCAUCAGGUUCCGUUUGAGAAAACUUGUUCAUUAAUUAAAUUUAUUGUCCAUGAACUAACAGGAAUCUCUUUCACAGCUCUACCAUGUACUGGGACUAUAUCUAAUAUGGCAUUAGAGCUAGGAAUCCUCUCUGACCUUCAAGUUGGUGAGCUAAUGUUUAAAGAAAAUGAGUUAACACUCUCAUGGGACUCGACACCACUUGAUGGUCAGCAAAUUAAUUCCUGCCAUAUUUCCUCAAAGCAUCAGAACCUGACUCUGCAAACUUUUGGAAUGCCUGGCGGAACAACAGAGGAUUAUCUAGAGCACAUCCUAAAUGCCAUACAUGAUAUUGGUUGUCAGUACUCUACCUACCAUGGAAUACAGCAACAUAUUGUACUGUACACUUUAUUCAAAUCUUUGCAGGCAACAUUAACUGACAGAGCCAAGGUGAAUAAGUGUGUGUCUGACAAGCUGGAAGAAAUGGUUGAUAGGAAGCUAGUGCAGUUGAAAUGUUUCUUGCACCCUUUAGAUGGAAUGGCUUCUGAAGCCCGGAAAGAGCUUAAAAAGUUGGAUGUCGAUUGGAGUGUCAGUACCUCAUUGUAUGGACAUGAAGGCUCUGCAGCUAAUCUUGUUCAUGCCCUGUCAAAGUUAAGAUACAAGGAGAACUCAAGAGACCCCAAAGGCUUUAAGGCAUAUCUGCUGAGGGAAGGUCUUAAAAAAACUUACAUUCCUCGAUAUGUUGGAAAUAGAUUGCACGUUUUAUUUCUGCUUGCUGGGAUAAUCUACAAGAUUAAAGAUUCCUUGGCAGUCUAUUUAGAAAAGUUCUGCAAGUCUAUGAAACUAAGAGAGGCAAUAGAGAAAGAUUUGACCAACCCAGAUGUAAUGGUGCAGAUAAGAGUCUUAGGUCUUUUUGGGAAGCUCUUGACGGGUCCAUGGAUGAAACUAUUUUACAACAAGUCCAGUGGUUUGAGAGAACUGAGCCAUUUGGAAAUGACCCCUUUUGUGAGACGAAGCAUCACUACAUUGAAGGAGCUUCAACUAAAUCCUGCUUCGAUCCUCACCCUGGAGUUUGAUGUUUUCGGACACCCCUUACUUGUUGAUGAUGUGCUUGUUGUGCUAAGGGAUGUGGAGCUUCAGCCUGGAGAACGGUUCUUUAGGACAGUAUCUGUCUUAGCGUCAUGUUUUGUUAGGGUUCUAGAAAGGCAGUUAGAUGACUAUCUAACAGGGGAUCUGGCUAACCCGACGGAAGCUAUGAUGCUACAAACAUCAUCUGCCCCUUUACAUAACAUUCAUAGUGAGAGGGUGCUGGGGAUGGUAGACAGUCAAUUUCACAGGGCCCCUAAUGCUUCUUUUGGUUUCGUUGAUGCCAAGGUUAAAUGCCAAGCCAACAAAACAAUGGACUGGUUGCUGGCAAAACCUGUUAAGGAGCAGGGCAGCUUAAUAAAAUUUGCAGUAAGGCAGGCUAGGAAGCAGAGAAAGGUUUUAGAGGAGAGGGUGCAAGUUAUGGGCAAGACUAUAAUGUCUAGACAGAUUGUUAUAGGUCAGAAAAGGGAUAAGACAGAAAGGAAAAAGGUUGAGAAAAAAGUUUUGGGGUGUUUAGAGAAAGAUGCAGGAUUUGGAAAUGAUAUUUUUGUUGCUCUUUCCACAGAGACCAAGCUAAUAUUGUCUUCCUUGCUUUCAGAAAGAUUUGACUGCCUUCCUCUGUCUAUCAGACAUGUGUGGGAUGUUGAUGGGAAAGAUCAAGUGUUUGAUGGAAAGAUAGUCAUAUAUGUGAAGAAAGGGCAGAAGAAGUGCUGCAGGAUUGUAUGGGACAGCGAAGGCCAGACAGACAUCCCUACAACUCAAAUUAUUACAGAUGUUGUUAUGGGAGAUUUCCAUUUUGUAUAGUUGUAUUUGAAUUUGUUUUCUAUUUUAUUUUGUUUCAUUUUAAUUUUAGUUUUAAUUUUGUUUUGUUUUCGUUUAAUUUUAUUGUUACAGUAUUAACCAUUUUUAAUAGAAAAAAAAAUAUUAUUGGAUUUAUCUCAAAUUCUAUUAAAUUAAUUGAACACUCUUUUAAUUCAAUCAAAUUUAAAUUAGCUAUCUAUAGUUGUAAUACCAUGACUUUUUAAAUAAACUUUUAGAAAUUUCAAAUAAUAAUUACCUAAAUCAGUAUAUAUUUUCAACCAUUUCUUAUUCAUACUUUUUGUUUUUGUUCAUAUUUAAUAUUAAUUUAAAAUAUAUAAAAUAAAUCUACAGUAUUUAUAGUAAAAAGUAAAAGAAUUUUUAAUUAAAUCAUAGCAAUUUAAAUUAUUGAUAAGGGUUUUUUUUUCAUUCAAUGAUAGCAUUUUAGAAAAUAAUUGUAAAAAUAUUUUUCUUAAGAAUAGUGUUUUUUUUUAUAGAUAUAAAUAGUCUGUUUAAACCCUUUUGUUAAUAUAUGUAUUUAUUUCUGAGAAUUAAAAAAAAAAUAGCUAGGAAACAUUUUUAGCUUCAGUGUACAAUUUUUGGAUUAUUUUCCUUCCGACAUGUAAGUACAAAGUUUUUUAAAAAGUAUUUCUUAUAAGUAUUUUAAACAUUUUUACUAUUCAUUUUGUUGCUAUAUGUAUGAUCUAUGUCUCCUGAAAAUUUGAAAUAAAAAUAUUGAAAAAUAAAAAAGUUAUUCAAAUUUUUGUAGCUUCUGCGCAGAAUUUUUGGAUUAUUUUCCUUCAGACAUGUAAGUACAGAAUUUUUUAAGAGUAUUUCAUAAAAGUAUUUAAUAAAGCUUUACUAUUCAUUGUAUUGCCAAAUGCAUGAUCUACGUCUCUUGAAAAUUUGAAAUAAAAAUAUUGAAAAAUAAAAAAGUUAUUAGAGUUUUCCUUGAAAAUUAACAAAAUUGGGUACCAAUUUUUUUUUUCCGCAACAAAGGCAAAUAAGAAAAAAAAAAAAAUAGAAAAAAAUUCGUAACUUUUUUUCUAUUCAAGUUAGAAAAAUAACUUAAACACUUUUAGAAAUGGGAUGGCAAGCUCUACUAAAUGGAAUGCAUCAGAAUGCAAUCUGAGUAGUUUAAAUUUUUAUGUUGAAGUGCCUACCUCAGUAAGAGUCAGUAUAUAAUAUAGUAUAUACUACUAUAUACAUAUAAAAAUGCUAAUCUAUUAAAAAUAAUUAUAAAUUUCCCUUGAAAUUAUCGAAACUCUCAUUAUAUAAAGUCAAAGACACAAUCUCAGGCCAGUAUUUCUUCAAUGCUUUUAAGAACUGUGUUGAGUGUUGGGUAUGAUUGGAACAAGAUGGCAAGUGUAACAACUGAUGGAGCUCGAUCUUUGACUGAGAAAAACUUUUUUUUUUGAGAAUAUCCCAACCAUAAACUCUAAACAGAAAAGUUUGCACAAAGCUGCAUGAAUUCUCUUGCUAUUAUGCGAAGGACAAAUACCUAAUAAAAACAUCAGACUCAUGGUCAUAAUCACAGGCAGUAUAGAAAAGUACUUGUAGAUAUUUAAACUAAAUAUUCCGAUGCAUCCGCUGGCUUAGCAUGGGAAAGGUAAUGAGAAGAAUAUAAAUUCUCAAAGAAGAAAUGUCCAUAUUCUAAGAAGGAUAUUUAUUGUGACUUUGAAACUAAUAUAAUGAAGAAUGGAAGACAUUUUAUGUUUUUCAUGGUAGCUAUUGCAAUGGGCUGCUUGCUUAUGUAAUGCAUGUUAAAUCUUUUCAAACAAGGCUUUCCAAUUUCUCCAGGCCAGCAGGGGAGAAUAGGUUUUGUAAUUUUAUUGCUAACUCUAGUAAUUCCUCAAUUUGGAAUGUGAAAAAAAGGAGAAGUGAAUGUAUAAUACAGUAUAAAUAUGAAUUAAAAGACAUUAUACAGUUAACUAGCGUAUUUUUCUAAGUUGUAAGUAUACACACACACAAACAUAUAUUUAUAUAUAUAUAUAUAUAUAUAUACAUAUAUGCGGCCCCCCAUUCCCAAAAUUUUGUUAAUGCGGCCCUUGAUACAAAAAGGUUGCCCACCCCUGCUAUAAUCUAUAGUAGUUUAUUUAUUUAUUUCGGACAUUACAUGAAUUCGGACAUUCGCUGUUUUUGUGGUCAUUAAAUAAUUAUUUUAAUAUUUAUUAUAAAACUAGUGCGCUGUAUAAUGUGCUUGUCCAUUUUCCAAUGAUUCUGACCCAAUGUCCUUCCAUUUAGCUAUCUUUUUAUGUAAGAAAAACGAAUUUCAAAUAAAUUUUUGUUAGUCAGGUUGUUGUUUUUUCCUAUGUUACCCGGAUGACUUUACCUGUUCCUAAUUAGCCCAGCAAUAUUUAUUCUGUUUUUGGAGCUGUUUUAUUUGAUUCAUAAGCCAAGUUGUCUAAUUCCAUACAAAAAAAAAUUAAUAGGGUGUCCGAAUUAAAUUACGAUUUUCUAACAAAAUUUAUUUCAGACAGCCAGUUUUGGACAUCAAUAAAAAUGAUCUUUAUUAUAUUAUAUUUGUUUGUUUGUUGUUUUUUUUUUUAAUAGAGAAUAAAUGGGCAAAUGUUUGGAGUGAGCUUGGUACAUUGAAUGAAGUUAAAUGCUUAGAUCUAGACUAUUCUAGACAUACUAGAUAGAUCUAGAUUUAUAUAGAGAGAAUAUAGAGGAUUCAGUUAGGCAAGAAUGGCUAUCCUAACCUGUACUAUACUACAAAAGAUCAUCUGUAUUAGAAAUUUAUUAAAUUAAUAAACAAAAAAGCACAAAUAUUCAACACACAUCUAAUCAUGCAAACCCCAAACAUUCAACACACAUCUAAUAAUGCAAACAUAAAAUGUAAGUCUAAAAGUCGGUGCAGAAGUCACUAUCCCAGUGACCUAAUUUUGGUAGAAAAAGUAUGUUCAUAUUUUUAUAUUUUGUGUUCAUAUUUAUGCAUAGUUUGAAAACAUCUUAAUGAUUUCAUGUGAGGGGCUAUGCCUGAGGAUCUUAAAAUUUAGUUAAUGUUAAUAUAGAAUUAAAAUCUGAGUUUAUUGAUGCCUAAAUAUAGAGAUUGUCCGAAAUAAAUUAUGGUGUCCGGAAUCAAAUAAUGUGGGUCAAAUUUGUCCGAAUUAAAUGAAAACACAUGGCCUCUUUGACCUUAAAUAUAAUAACAAAUAUAGGUUAGGGGUACAAAUAUAGUAGUCAUCCUUAUUCUCCUUUAACUAAAGAAGAUUUGGGCCUAUAGGUGUCCGAAUAGCAUAAACUAAUCUAGAUCUAAUAAUACUAUUUAACUAUUAAUACUAAUACUCAAUAGUAGAUCUAGAUCUAGUAAUGCUAGAGUCCUAGAGACGUAAACUAAGUCUAAAGUAAUAAAAGAUCACAUUCAUUAUAAUUUUAUAAUUUUUACUAGAAAUUUUCAUCUUCUGAACAAGUUAAGUCAAGUGCUGCCACUGCAAUUUUUAAGUUUGAAUGUUUAUUUUAUAGCUCCAUAAUCAUCAAUUAAUCCUAGAAAAAAACUGCAAACAUUUGACUCAUUUGUAAACUCGUCAUCCGUUUGUCAAUAAUAAUAGAUCUUGUUGUUUUGUUUCACUACAUAUAGCUACAACAAUAAAAUAUAAUAUCAAAGAGAGUCAUGUUAAUGAGGCUAAGCGCUCACAUUAACACCAUUCCCUGCUUUGUAACUUAACUAACGCUCUAAGUACUACAUGCUGACAAACACUUCAUAGUUAUUGUAGUUUAAAAAUGUUAAUUAUCUUGUUCCAAUUUUUUUUAUAUCAAUUUCUUUUUACACCAACUCAAUACAGACAGGCCAGUGUUACUUUUUACACUCUCAUUUGACCCCUACUCUGCUUUUUUACAUUCUCAAUCGCUCCCUUCUUACUAAACCCUAACGUCACAAACUUCUCAAAGGGCCAUAUAUUAUAAUACAUACUGUGGCUUACCUAGUUGACCCCAAAAAAACCUAAAAAAAACUAUGUGACCCUGCACGUCUAGCCUGCUCACUCCACUCAGUGGUUGUGACCUAAUUUGGUACCUGAUUGAUCAAUAAUUGUCCCCCCCCCCUUUUUUUUUUUUUUCAUGUGUAGUACUGUGUUGACUGUUGGUGAUACUAUGCUUAGUACCUACCUAGGAUGGUCAAUCAAUAAUUAGGGCGCCAAGGAGAGACAGAAUAUAAAAAAAAAGGGAGGGAGAGCAGGGUUGUGGCACUCAUAAAAACUUUUUUUUCAUACUCAUAUUAUGUCCAACUCUACCCCUCAUUAGCACUAUGUUUAGCAAUAUUCCCUUUAUUUUUACCCAUUCUCAUCACUCGUGGUUUAACAUAGAAUCUAAUACAAAAACAAAAUGAAGUAAGAAAAUGUUACAAAUUAAAUCCAAAGAAAUGUUCAUUUCCCAGCCUUGAGUUACAUUCCCUUUAUAUGCAUUUUCAACAUUAAUAUAGCGUUUGUUAGUGUCAUUGAUAGUUAUAAAGAACGUUUGUUAAUGUCAUUGAUUGUGACAAACGAAUAUAAUGGAACACCCUAUAUUUACACAUUCUAUGAUAUGCAUGUGUUUCCAUGCCUAUUUAGAAGCAUUCCCUUAACUCUGGACCUACCCUCCUUCUAUCCUAGAGGAAAAAAAAUUACGACUUACCAGUGCACUUUAAGCCCAAGUAAAACCUGUUUCCUUUUUUCAGAGUAAAGGAAACUAAAUGUGUCUGAAUUAUGGAGUAUGUACACCAACAAUAGACUAGUUCUGUCAUAGUCUGUGGGAAGCGUUGUCGAGAGGCCAAGUGCGCUUGAACUUGGCUACCUAGAAGGGGGCUUGAGGUUAGGGUUUGACACCCGACUCAGGCAGAGUUAUGUUUACUGAGCACCUAAAGGCAGCAUGGAAAAACAACUCCUAGAUACUCCCCCCCCCCCCCCAACUGGUCCACAAAAGAGAUUGGACCAAAAGCGCUGUGAGCAUGCUAUAAGCAUGAAAGUAGCGCUAUAUAAAAGCUAUAAUAAUAAUUGUCAUACUAGUCAUAGCUAUCAAAAUAAAGGGUCAUUUUAACAAAUAUUGUGAGGUGUUCGUUCAUAUAAAAAGUAGGGGGUGUGCGGAAGAUUUAGAGAUCAAGACUCUAUAUCUAGUCUAGAAAAAUCUAUUAAAAUAUAGAGUCAAGACUAGAUCUAUAACUCUAGAGUAAGACAGAGUAGAUCAGUGGUUCUCAAACUGUGGUCCUGAGGGACCGCAGAAAGAUGAAAUUAAGCUAAAAUAAUUACUUCGCUAAGAGCCAGUUUAUCUGAUAGUAUUUAUAUAAUUUAAAUAAUAAUCAACUUGCCAUUCACUUCAGUUUUGUUUAAUAUGCCUAUUAUGGACUAUUCUUUGAGGACCAACAAAAUUAAAGAUUUGAAGUCAUUCUUCACUCGGAUAUAGAUCUAUUCCUGACUGGGUAUUGAACCCUUUUACUUUGUGCAUGGACAAACUCAGAUCCCAAUCACAGAUGAAUCAAUACUACUAAUCAAUACUAUUAUUGUUAUUGAAAUAUCCAUAAAUAAAGAACUUAAACUAACGUUUGUUCUUAUAAACAUUGAGCUGGACAUAAAUAUACUCAUACUGAGUCAUGAAUAAAAUCUCAUCUACCUCCAAUCCAAGUCAUUAAUGUUUAACAUUUAUUUUAAAAUAAAAAAAAAAAGGAAUAAUUUCAAUAAACGCUCCUUCAAUAAAAUGUUUUAUUUUUUUUUACAUUAAACAUUUUAAUGCCUCUUCACCAACGUGAUUCUUUAGUCUACCUCCUUGUUAAGGCAGAAAAGAACCAGUUUCUUUGAACAUUGUACUGCUGACGUUAUUUGUGUGAACAGAAUAGGGCUGCUACAAGACACCUUGCUAAACUUGAGGAUGAUCUUAGGACCACAAGCCCAUUACAAACUUGCAUGGUCUACUACAGCUUUUCUCAAGUUGUUGGGGGCACCCCAAAGGAGAGUGUGACAUUUUCUCAUGGGAGGCAUAGCAUGCUGCCCAAUGGGGAGGGGGCAAAGCAUUUCAAAUUAUUUUACAAGGCUAAAAUUAAAAAGUUGUAUUUUCAUUGUAGUUAUCAAUGAACAUUUCAAUAUUAACCCAGUAAAAUGACAUUAUUAUCAAGGUUUAAAAAGUUAAAAUAUUGUAAGCAUAAAGAUUUUAUAUCAUCGGCUUAUAAGGACCUUUUAAAAUGGCUACGACCAUUUUCGUGACAAGCAUUAACAGCAAUAUCGAUUUAAAAACUUUUUGAAGAAGACAUCUUAGAACCUUUCUGCUUACAUGAUUCUUCUUGAUUGGUCAGAAUUGUCAACAUUCUCUCAAUCAAGCGUUUAAAAACAUUGAGUUAAAAUCCUGUGUUUGACAAAAACUAAAACGUUUGCUGCAGGCUUCUUACUUAACAUGAAGUGUAUCUUAACACUUAUUGUUAAAACGUACAUGCACUAUAUGUAUCUCAAACUUUCUUUGCAUAAUAUUUUUGGUCAAAGCUGCCACUUUCUUUAUUAGAAUUAAUUUGAGCGAUUGCUUUUACUAGGAUGAAUAGUGCGCUCAAAUUCCACUAAAAUACUUCAUUAUUGGAAUGUCAGACUCCAUAAUACUUUAACAUUGACAUGGGCUCUUCUUACUAUGGGAAAAAAAUGUGUCUUAGAUGUCAGAGAAAGAAUUUAUGAAGCUCAGAACACUAAUGGCGCUUCCCCAGACUAUAUCACUGGAUACAGAGGGAACCUGAUUCUCUUAUAACUAUCUUCCAAAAAAAAAAUUUUUGUUAUACAAAACACUUUUAAAUAAUCUACAAUGCACAAUUUUUUAAAAAGAAAAAGACUCUACGUUUAGCUGGGCACCAACAGUAAAAGUUUGAGAAACACUCCCAUGCUUUCUUAAUUUAAUUCUAAGGGACUUGCAAUCUUCUUAUUAGGAGAAAUAGUACAAAAGCAAGAUUUAAGGAGGAUGAGUUUCAGAAACUAGGAAAUGUUUAAAAGCGCUUGGCGCCAGGACUCCUCUGUGGGGGCUUUAAGUGCUCCCCCCAGACCAAGGGGACUAAGGAAAACAUACUGUCACGUACACUAUGACCAUAUAUGGUAACAGUUUCGGGUUGUUUGCCGACAUAGCUUGACAUAGCUGGGAAAAAAAACCAAGCAUGAAAUUAAAUGAACUCCAUUGGUUCCGAAAGUUAAUUGUUGUACAUUAGACUGCAAUGAUUGGUUGGUCUGGGAGGGGUAAGUUGUUGAUCACGUGAUUACGAGCUGAAGCCCGGAUGAAGCGUGUAGCUCCCGGCCAGUCUUGUUUUGGAAGUUGUAGUAUUAACAUCUAACUUGUAUGUAACGUGAAAUUGAGAAUAUAUAUCUUAUUUGUAUCAAGACUCAGAUAUACUAUUGUGUAGAUUCAAUUCAAGUACAUUUUAACCAUUGUAACUAUUUGUGAAUAGUGUUUUCAAGUUAUUAAUUAAAGUAAUUGUUUUUGGA
Biomphalaria glabrata is the source of this 10579-nucleotide messenger RNA. RefSeq lists its product as uncharacterized. Bases 423 to 3167 code for a protein of 914 amino acids. The transcript is spliced from 5 exons. Lineage: Eukaryota; Metazoa; Mollusca; Gastropoda; Planorbidae. The record is from RefSeq and is a predicted model, not a curated record. Gene Ontology annotation, molecular function: 3'-5'-RNA exonuclease activity.